UUCAAUAAUUCAAGACUGCAAUAGUUGAUUUUAACGAAGCCUUUGAUUAAAUGCAUAACUAUUAGAAUUUCCAGGGAAGAAGGUUAGGAGCAGAUGUCUGCUAUCUAUGAUAACUGGGAGAGGCUGGUUGCUGCUGUUCUGCGAAAACAGCAGCUGUGGGAACUUUUUCAUGAUCACUCCAGGAGUCCCAGCAUCCUCUCUGAAGCAUCCGACUUUAGUUCUAGCUUCAAUCUGAGUUCUCCCCUUCAAGAUUUGGCCUUGGACUUUUCAAGGCUUGGAAGUUUUCCGAGGUCACGUAAAGCGACGCGAAGGCUGGCUCUUGUUUCAGAUUUUAGUUCUGGUUUUGAUGUUGAAGAUGUAUUCCUGGCUUCAGCUGUCUUACUUGGGAGGGGAACUUUUGGGACUACUUAUACGGUUGCAAUGGAAAAUGGGGUAAAAAUUGUGUUGAAGAGAUUGAAGUCUACGAAUAUUUCAGAACAAGAGUUCAAAAGUCAGAUGGAGGUUGUUGGAAAUGUUAGACAUGAGAAUGUGGCUGCUCUCAGGGCUUAUUAUUCUUCAGAAGAUGAUAGGCUGAUGCUGUAUGAUUAUUACUGUGAUGGAAGCGUCCAUGCAUUGUUACAUGGACAAACUGGUGAAAAUAAGUCUCAUGUAGACUGGGAAACCAGGAAGAGAAUUGCGAUUGGUGCUGCAAGGGGUAUUGCCGCAAUACACGCGCAAAAUGGUGGGAAGCUUGUCCACGGAAACAUAAAAGCAUCAAAUAUUUUUCUUAAUUCUCAAAAGUAUGGUUGCGUAUCAGAUCUUGGCUUGGCGACCAUGGUAGAGACAGUAUUCAUGCCAACUGCAGGGUACUAUGCUCCAGAAGUCAAGAAUGCUAGAGAUAUCUCCCAAGAAGCAGAUGUCUAUAGCUUUGGGAUUCUGCUACUUGAACUUCUCACUAGAAAAUCGCCGGCACACAUCCCUGGUGGUCCUAAGUCUGUUGACCUAGUAAAGUUGGUUACUUCUGUGAAAAGCAAGGAGAGGGCUGCUAAGGUAUUUGAUGCAGAACUAUUGACGUAUCCUAUGAUAAGGGAACAAGCGGUGAUAAUAUUGCAAAUAGGAAUAACAUGUGUAGAAAAAUCAAAAAAGAAGAGACCCAAAAUGCUUGAAGUAGCGUGGAUGUUAGAGGAUAUUAAUAGACUGAAUCCACAAAAUCAUGUUUCUUUACAAAGGAAACUUGUAUUCAUUGACGAUUCUAAUCCUAAAUUUGAGCUUGAGGAUUUGUUAAGUGCUUCUGCUGAGGUGCUUGGGAAAGGAACAUUUGGGACUUCUUACAAGGCAAUAUUAGAAAAUGGAAACACAGUCGUAGUGAAGAGAUUGAAGGAUGUUAGAGUAUCAUUUGAGGAUUUUCAGCAGCAUAUGAAGGUCAUUGGAAAAAUGAGGCAUGAGUAUGUUGAUAAACCAAGGGCGUACUACUUUUCAAGAGAUGAGAAGCUCUUGGUGUUUGAUUACUAUGAUAAGCAGAGCUUAUCUGAUUUGCUACACGGAAAAAGAGUUGAAGGUCGGAAACCUUUAUACUGGGAGACUCGGCUGAAAAUUGCAGUGGGCGCAGCAAGGGGUAUUGCUCACAUGCACAGUGAGAAACUUGUACAUGGAAAUAUAAAAUCCUCAAACAUUUUCCUAGAUGGACAAAGAUAUGGCAUUGUCUCUGAUGUUGGAUUGGCAAAACUGAUGAAUCCAAAUAGCUGGUCGGGUAUGUGGACUUCACACUACCAUGCCCCAGAAGUUAUGGACACCAGGCAAGUGUCCCAAGCUUCUGAUGUCUAUAGCUUUGGAAUUCUCCUGCUUGAACUUGUGACUGGAAAGAAAACUUAUCAAACUCACAUGGAUGAUGUUGAUGCCAUCUCACUUGUUAACUGGCUUCACUCUGUUGUUCGCGAUGAAUGGACUCCCGAAGUGAUUGACGCAGAAAUUCUGAGGUAUCUAGGUGAGGAGGAAGCAAUGGUACAAGUGUUGCAAAUAGGAUUGGAGUGUGCUGCCGCUGUCCCCGAGCGCAGACUGAGAAUGCCUCAAGUGGUGAGUAUGUUGGAGGAGAUCAGUGGCAUUGAACCAUCUGAUGAAUCAGGACUGGGAGAUGGAUGGGAGCAAACAACCAUUGAAUCAAGAUUGGAAGAUCUAUUGGAUGAUUUGUUGCCCACACUGAUACUAUAAAUAGUGGUAGCACAGGCGAUAGCAUCUCCUCUUUGAGCUUGAAAAUUUGUGACAUUGAAUGCUUUUCUUCAUAGUUGAUCCUGUGUUGAAGAUUGAAAUUUGUGAAUAAGAAGCUUUCCUCUUCUUUUCUAUUGUCAUCAAAUGUUAGUCUCACAU
Messenger RNA from Sesamum indicum (sesame), 2343 nucleotides. Its product is annotated as putative leucine-rich repeat receptor-like protein kinase At1g68400. Gene Ontology annotation, biological process: protein phosphorylation. Gene Ontology annotation, molecular function: protein kinase activity; ATP binding. The record is from RefSeq and is a predicted model, not a curated record. Lineage: Eukaryota; Viridiplantae; Streptophyta; Magnoliopsida; Lamiales; Pedaliaceae.